CACAGCGCAGGGAGGGGGGUGCACAGCGCAGGAGGUGUACGGUACGAGGAAGUGUGAGGCUGCAGUGCCCAGCACAUACUGCAGCCAGUAGAAACUGUGGGAAGUUUUGGGAGUUUCCCAUCUCCACUACAACAGAGGAGCAGCACAUCUGCGGGCUGUCAUCUCAGCUCGGGGACGGGACCAGCUGACACCAGAGAACACCAGCUGCAGGUCACAGCCAGGAGUUGACCAGCUGACACCAGAGAACACCAGCUGCAGGACACGUCCAGCACAGCAGAGACAAACUGUUGUCGCCGCCAUGAAGGCCACACAACCCGAGAGGACGCCGCUGUUCAAGAAGGAGUCCAGCGGCUGUGUGUAUCGGAUCCCCUCCCUCAUCUACAUCACAGGGGAGAACGUGUUCCUGGCAUUCGCAGAGAAGCGUAAGAGCGAGAGCGAUGAUGAGGCAGAGAGCGUGGUGAUGAGGAGAGGGAUCUACAAGACCGGAUAUGUGUCUUGGGAAGGUCUCCAAAGUUUACACGACAUCUGCCUGACAAAUCACCGUAUGAUUAACCCCUGUCCGGUUUAUGAAGAUGUCACCAAGACUCUGUUCCUCUUCUUCAACUGCAUUCCCAGCGGGGUGACUGAAGAACGCAUGAGAAAGUGGGGGAACUGCUCCAAGCUGUGUUACUCCACCAGUAAGGACUGCGGGAAGACAUGGAGUAGCUCCACAGACAUCACAGACGUGACGAGCAGCAUCAGGAAUCUGGCCACUUUCUUUGUGUCUCCUGGUCAUGGCAUCCAGACCCAAUGUGGGAAACUCGUGGUCCCAGCCUAUGUGUAUGUCGCCAAAUUUUGGUUCAUACGCUGGUGGUCCACCAAAGCCAAAGCUUUUUAUAUCUACAGUGAGGACCAAGGCAACCGGUGGAGUAUAUCAGAACGGAUCGAAAAACACGAGUGCGGCGAAUCUCAACUUGCAGAAAUCGUGUCUGAAGAUGGUCAGAAAAUGCUGUACUGCAACGCACGGAGCCCGUCCAAGAAACGUGUGGAGGCGCUGAUGCUGAACGUCGGAGGGGAAUUUAAGAUAGCUGAAAAAAGUCGCAAAUUAAAGGAGUCUGAGAAGGGUGGGUGCUCCGGCAGUGUUUUGGGUUUCCCAGGUCUGGAACAACCAGGACAAGAGCGCCGCCACUGGCUGCUCUUCUCACACCCGACAAAGAAAGACCGCAGAGAUCUUGGCAUCUAUCUGAACAAGUCACCGCUUAUGUCUGAGGCCUGGUCCAAGCCAUGGGUCAUUCAUGAUGGCCCGUCUGCAUACUCGGAUCUCGCUGAUAUUAAGGACGCGAAUACCUUUGCAAUGCUGUUUGAAAGUGGAGCUGAGACGCCUUAUGAGGAGAUCAACUUUUGUCUCUUUACUGUGGAAGAUGUCUUAGAAAAUAUCAACAAGAAGAAAAGCUUGUUUGCCCUAUUCAGGAAGUGACAAGAACCAAAUGACGUUCCAACCUAAAAUCAAAAAUCCCUAAAAAAAUACAAAAACUGGAGCCUCCCCUUACUGUCAAGUAGUAAGAAAGUCUCUUCAGAUAUUUUAUAACUUAAAUCAGUUCCUUGGAAAGCUGAGGGAAAACCAACAUGGCCGCCCUUUUUAACAGGGAUGCCCCCCACUUAGGUUAUUUCAAGACAUCUUGAGUUAAUACAAUUAAUUGGAAUCAUAUUCCCUCAGGACGUCUACCUAUUUAUCUCCUUCAGUGAUUUAGACCUUCUAAAUAAACACAGACCUUCAACAGGCCCCUUAAAUAAACUUUGACCCCAGAUGCGAUCCUUAUCUAAAUAUAGACCCUUGACCAGACCCUCUAAAUACAAAACCCAGACCAGACCCAGAGAAUAAAUACUCCAGGCCAGACAUCUACCUAAAAUACAGACCCCCAGAUCAGACCCAUAAAUAGCAAAAACUCCAGACCAGACCCCUAAACAACUACAGAUCCUAAACUAGACCCCUAAAUAACUACAGACUCUAGACCAGAUCCCUAAAAAAAUUACAGAUUCUAGACUUGACCCCUAAGUAACUACAGACCCCAGUCCAGGCCUCUAAAUAACUACAGACUCUAGACCAGACCCCCAAAUAACUGCAGACCCCAGACCAGACCCCUAAAGAGAUACAGACUCUAGACCAGACCACUAAAUAUCUACAUACAAUAGACUAGACUCUUAAAUGAUUACAGACCCCUAAAUAAUUGCAGACCCUAGACCAGACCCCUAAAUAACUAUAGACUCCAGAGAAGAUCCCUAAAUAACUACAGACCCUAGACCAGACCUCUACAUAACUACCGACCCGAGACCAGACCAGACCCCUAAAUAACUACUGACUCUAGAUAAGACCACUAAAUAACUACAGACCCUAGACCAGACUCCUAAAUAACUGUAGACCCCAGACUAGACCCCUAAAUAACUGCAAACCCCGACCAGACCCCUAAAUAACUACAGACCCCAGACCAGACCCCUAAAUAACUACAGACCCCAGACCAGACCCCUAAAUAACUACAGACCCCAGACCAGACCCCUAAAUAACUACAGACCCCAGACCAGACCCCUAAAUAACUACAGACCCCAGACCAAACCUCUAAAUAACUACAGACCCCUAAAUAACUACAGAUUCUAGACCAGACCCCUAAAUAGCUACAGACCCAAGACCAGACCCAUAAAUAAUUACAGACCCCCAGACCAGACCCCUAAAUAGCAACAGAUCCUAGACCAGACCCCUAAAUAACUGCAGACUAUAGAGAAGACACCUAAAUAAAUUGACCCUAGACUAGACCUCUAAAUAACUACAGACUCUAGACUAGACCUCUAAAUAACUAUAGACCCAGACCCCUCAAUAAUUGUAGAUCCUAGACCAGACUCCUAAAUAAGUAGACCAUACACCAGACCCCUAAAUAACUACAGACUGUAGAGCAGAUGCCUAAUAAAAAAAUAAAA
Molecule: messenger RNA, 2949 nt
Organism: Bufo gargarizans (Asiatic toad)
Lineage: Eukaryota; Metazoa; Chordata; Amphibia; Anura; Bufonidae
Product: sialidase-3-like
Exons: 3
Coding region: 299-1456 (385 amino acids)
Biological process (GO): oligosaccharide catabolic process; ganglioside catabolic process
Cellular component (GO): membrane; lysosome; cytoplasm
Molecular function (GO): exo-alpha-sialidase activity
Source: RefSeq, a predicted model, not a curated record